This is a messenger RNA of Lodderomyces orthopsilosis Co 90-125, 3921 nucleotides long. RefSeq lists its product as uncharacterized. Bases 1 to 3921 code for a protein of 1306 amino acids. The transcript has a single exon. The record is from RefSeq and is a predicted model, not a curated record. Lineage: Eukaryota; Fungi; Ascomycota; Pichiomycetes; Serinales; Debaryomycetaceae. Gene Ontology annotation, molecular function: guanyl-nucleotide exchange factor activity.
AUGAGUCUUUACACGCGUUAUGUUUCGGGAGAACACGAUAAAGAGCACUUUGAAGCAAAACAAAGACAAAUCAGUCACCAUGGAAAGAAAACAAACCCAAAUGACCAAGUAGCCAAGGAGAGCAUUCAACUACCAUUUUUCAAUGAUGACCCUGAUGACUAUACGAGCGAUAUACACGAUCAAAACAAACUGUUAUUAACUUGGUUGCGUAUUUUUCAACGUGCUGCAAUAUUUGUGGGUUAUGAUGACCUCGUGUUCAACCAUGUUGUGUCAAUAGUCUAUCAAGUUGCAAACAAGAACAAGCUUUCAACUCAAUCGAUAACCAAAUUUGGUCUUGCAUCUUAUCCUAAUUUGAAAUUGGAUUCAAAUUCUCGAUUUUGGCCCAGUUGCGAAAACCUCAUACCUCAACAUCAAAAAUCUCAUGUACGCCAAGCAUUAGCCAUUCUGAACUUGAAGAAUUCAAAUAGGUUGUUGAAUCAUCAUCAUUUGAUGCAGUUGCCUAUGUGGGAUGAAACUAAUGCUGGUGCACUAGCGAGUGCAAUGACAUUAGUGCAGAACAAAUCACCAGAAGAAGUUGGAAAAAAACUUGUUGAACUUGGAUUGGUUCAAAAUCAAAAAGUAUGUUCUUUUACAGUUGAUGUGAUAUAUGAUAACGAUAAUGUAAAGGAUGAAAUAGUGGAGGAGAAUAACUUAAUGGUUUCGUUGUUGGGAGAACAAUUGGAUCAGAUUUUUAAUCCAUUAUUGGAGUAUGCACCCGAGGAAAUAAAAUCUUCAUACAUACCUUCUAUGGAUAGGAAUCUUGUACAUUUCCUGAAUUCUAAAAUACAAUCCAUCUUGGAUGAGCUUAUAAAUGUUCAGACAAAUUAUACUGCCGGAUUGGUAAAUCUACUACAAACGUUCAUAAUACCAUUAAGGAUCAGUGUGAUGGGACAUGAGAAUGUAAACUCAUCUAGUGCUAUACAAAAAAUCAAUCAAAUUUUUCCACCUACUAUUGAUGAAAUCACAAGAGUCAAUUGCUUAUUAAAUGAUGCAUUGUUAAAAGCUCGUAAAGUGGAUGACGUUGAAAUAAUUGUUGCUAUGGGAACAGUUAUGCCAUAUUUCUAUAAACCGUUUAUACGACAUGAAGCAAAUGUGAAGCAUUUCAAUGACCACUUGAUCAAAUUCGCCCAAAAGUACAAAAAGAGUAUAUUUGAAAACAGGGAGAUCAACUCUUCGCAAUAUACUGUACGUGAAAUUGAUUCAAUUGUUACUGGCGCAUUAUUGGAACUACCAAAGUUUAAACUUUUGUUACAAAGACUACAUGAAGCAAUUGAAUUUGAAGAGAUACAAUUGCGAAAUUUUGAUAAGGAGAGGAGUACCGAUACUUUACGAUUGAUUAAUCUGUAUUAUGAAUCAGCUAUGGAUGUCAUUUAUGCAUUUUCAGGAGCUGAUGAACAGAAAGUGGAAGCGAAAAGACGAGUGUUUACCCCUACGGGUAGAAUGUUGACUGAAAUAGCUGGGAACUGGCCUCCUGAGCUUCAGUUCGAUUGGAAUUCAAGGAAAAUUGUUGGGAUUUUCCAAUUACAAAAUGUUGCAUCGACAAACACAACUGGAUCGGAGAUUUUAGUUGUGUUUUCAGAUUAUUUGUUGUUUUUCACUGUUGAAGAUGGUAAUGUAGAGGUUGACAAUGAUAACAGGAAGAAAUUAUCAGUUGCUGAUGCCUUGAUGCAUUCUUUGGUUAAUGAAAAACCAAUGCCAAACUUGGAAGCUUUUCCUGCAAUGCAGGUGACGGCAUGGUGUCGUAUUGAUGAGGUACUAGUUACCAAGUACUCGGCACUAAAUGAAAAGAAUACCGAAAUUGACUGUCUUCGAUUCCUUUCGUUAAACUCUAAUGGGUUUAGUUCCUCCACCAAUAAAGCAAGGACAUUUGCCCGUAAUUACAAAGCCACAGUUAAACGUGUACCAGUUGAAGAUAUUAUCAUUGCCGUUGAGAAAUCAAAAAUUCUUCACAAGUCAUCGUCUUUCCAUUUAUUCAAAUCAAUAAACAAUGACAUGAAUAUUAGCUAUACUGCUCAGUCUAUUUCUGAUUAUGAAACAGAGAUCUUCAGACUGCCAUUUGCAUUGAUUUUGAAUAUGGAUAUUGAUGUGCCUUCCUAUUUUGAGGAACAUCCUCAAUUGCUUUUGUUACUACAGGCUUCGAUGAUUAAUGAUAAUGAAAUGAGAGUUACUGGGUAUGAUAAAUGUUCCAAGGAACAGAUUAAUGAUAUUAUUGAGAGUAAGCAAUUAUCAAGCUUUCUUGAGCAGAUGGUUAAAAAGACAUUUCAUAGUUUGUUUUCGACCUAUAAUUCAGUGACACAUAAUGCAAUUGAGGGAAAGUCAUGGAAUUUGAAGUAUUUAGUUGACUAUUAUCUUACUGAUAGGAUCGAUUCAGAGAAACAAGACUCAACAAAACCAAAGUCCACAAAUAUGGGUCAAUCGAAAGUGGAACCAUCUUCGAAUCACCAUAAUGCUCCUUCAAAGCCCCUGUCUUCAAAAAGCUCGAUAUUAAGCAGACUACAUUUGAAGAAAGCCAAAAAGUCAACCACGCAAACUCGAGAGCCAAAAACAAAGAGGAAAGUAUCAAAUACAUUUAUUCCACAAGGAACAAAACUUGAAUACAAAGAGAUUUACAAACCUAUUCCAACGCUUCAAAAAAGAGAAAUGUCAUCAACUAGCACAGUUAUUGAAAACAAGACAGAACCACUGAGCGAGGGAAAUAAACGAUGUACUUCAGUCCCAUCGAUUGAUGUAUCGCCUAAUUUCCAAUUUCCCCUUCAAAUUGACAACAACUUGGACGAGAUUGAAACAAAUGCCGUGGCUUCAAUUAAUCAUGAAACUAGUACAAUUAAACGACUUUCGACGAUGGAUGAUAUUUCCAUGGUUUUGAAAAUGUCACAAGAACCUUCUUUUGUUGGUGAUUACUUUUAUGAUGAGUAUGACCUGACACCCAAUUGGGAGUAUUUCAACAUGAAGAAUGAAAGUGGUGGUAACAUGUUUAAACAAGAGAUCAUGGGAAUAAAUCUGCAACUGGGAAAUAUUGGUGAUUUGGUAGAGAUUGAUGAGGAAGCUGUGAUUAAUUCAGCAGCUGAUGAACAAAAUAGCCAAGUGCAACACUCCGGUGAAGGUAUUGAUAGCGGCGCAGCUUUGGACCAUCAUGAGCCAAACUCAUUAGCCCAUGGAGUCACAGAGAGAUCUCAAUUUGAUCCACCUUUUUCGAUGUUCAUCCCAAAUGCAACUAAUACUCGCAAGCCAUCAAAUGAAUCACUGAUAUUUUCCCAAGCUGCACAAACCCCCACCCCCUUCAACACCUUUGCGACUCCUCCAUUGUCAAAUAAUACAGAAGGUCUACUUUCAACCCGUAAUACCCACAAUAACUACUCGAAACCUAUCCCACUUAAACAAGUGUCUAGACUACCUCGUGAUGAAUCAGUCAAAUCAAUUAGUGCUCAUGAAUAUGCUAUUGAAUUUAGUCGAUUGAUUGAUGCUGAAUUUAGUAAACCACCAUUGGAUGCCGCGAUAGGCUCCUUGUCCACCACGACCAUGACAAAGACACCUAUGUUGAUUAGUCCAUCGACAACGAGCUUGACUCCAUUUCAUACGAAUUCAAGUGUGGUAACUCUUGUUAGUAAUUCAUCAAACAAUGCGGAAGUAUCAGAAGAAGAGGCUUAUUCGUCAACUGAGGAUCAAGAGGGAGGAAUGCAAGCUCAGCCAGUCUUGCACAAGGAGUUGAAAAGUACGCAAGAGACUCUAAUUGCCCCAAAUGCGUUUAAUAAUAUGCAUCUGAGUGAGACUACAACAAAGCCAUUGAAUGAAUAUAUGAGAGAUGAUUCAAUUUCGCAACUUACUAACUUAUUACAAAAUUCAAUCAAAUUUAAUGAUUUCAGCAUCGAAAUGUUUCGUUGA